Molecule: messenger RNA, 656 nt
Organism: Helianthus annuus (common sunflower)
Lineage: Eukaryota; Viridiplantae; Streptophyta; Magnoliopsida; Asterales; Asteraceae
Product: blue copper protein 1b
Exons: 2
Coding region: 33-524 (163 amino acids)
Cellular component (GO): plasma membrane
Molecular function (GO): electron transfer activity
Source: RefSeq, a predicted model, not a curated record
UUAACAGAAAUAUUGCCCAAACUUAUUUCAAAAUGGCCACAUCCCGUUUGAACAUUUUCUUCAUGGUUACAAUUUUUGUUCUCGUGACUUCAAUCACUGCAACGGAAUACGUUGUGGGGGAUGAAAAUGGUUGGAAACUCGACUUUGAUUAUCAAAAUUGGGCCAAGGAUAAAGCUUUCUACGUCGGAGAUACCCUUGUUUUCAACUAUGCGGCUGGUGUUCACAACGUUGCGAAAGUCAACGGCACCGGUUUCCAACAAUGUAGCACUUCAGCUUCCAAUGGAAUCAUGACAAGUGGACAGGAUGUUGUCCCCCUACAAACCCCCGGAAGGAAAUGGUACAUUUGUGGUGUCGGAAAGCAUUGCGAGUUGAGAAACAUGAAGCUUGUCAUCACUGUUCUACCUCAAACAUGGGCUCCGGCUCCAAGCCCUAUGGCGACAUCUACAUCGGGCAAAUUGGCAGUACCAACUAUCUAUGGAUUUCUAGUUGCAUUAUUCGGCAGUCUGCUAUUGCUGUUGGUUUGAAGAAUGUAACGUUUAACGUUUUCCAACGUUAUUGGUUAUAUAUUGUGAUGUAUGUCUGUUUAUUCAAAUGUUGUAUAUGUUUGAUGGUGGUUGCUAUACCUAUUAUAUGAAGAAGAAUUCUUUCUUAAUUAA